AUGGAUAGAUACAUAAUAAAGGUGAGCAAUCCGAAGCCUGAAUCUCCCGUCAACGAGAAUGAAAUCCGUAUUACUUCUCAGGGGUUGCUCCGUAAUUACAUCACCUACGCCAUCACCCUUCUUCAGUUUCUUCCUCAGGAGAGACAGGUAAACGAGAUUGUAUUGAAAGCAACGGGCCAGGCGAUAAGCAAGACCGUAGCUAUGGCAGAAAUCUUAAAGAGAAGAAUCCCCCAACUUCAUCAGUACAUUACAACCAGUUCGGUGAAGAUAACCGACACCUUUGAACCAAUCGAAGAGGGCCUUCAAACUCUGGAUCAAACUCGCCAUGUCCCGAUGAUUUCAAUCACCCUGUCUAUGGAAGAGCUUAACCUUAACAAGAAUUCCCCUGGCUCUCAAUCUCCAUCUCAAGUGGACCAAACUAAGCAGCAAAACAAUUAUCGGAGGCAGCAUUACAAUUAUCCGCCACCGCACGAACAGCUACCUCCUAGACACGAAUGUGAGAUGUACGACUCUAGUAAUGGAGGUGUUGGAUAUGGAAGAGGUAUAGGUGGAGUUACUAGAGCAGGCUAUAGCAGAGGCCGUGGAAGGAUGGGCAGCCGCCCGAGGGGUGGCGGCUGAGUAUAGUCGGAAGUCGGUUUUGUUGUUUGCUUUGUGCAGGCUUCAGUACUUGCACAAUAGUUAAGAUGGUUUUCAAUUGUGGCUUAUUUAACAAGGGUGCUCUGUUUCAGGUAUUUGUCUUUCAUUAUGAGGCAAUAGCAAUAGCAAUAGCAACCAUUUUCUGACUUCUAAGUUUCAUUUAUUAUAGAUUAUUUACACAUAA
Messenger RNA from Erythranthe guttata (spotted monkey flower), 820 nucleotides. NCBI's taxonomy places the organism in Eukaryota, Viridiplantae, Streptophyta, Magnoliopsida, Lamiales, Phrymaceae. The record is from RefSeq and is a predicted model, not a curated record.